CUCGGAGGAGACUCCGGGACUGGGGAAUAACAGGUGUGCGGAGACUUUCGGGGGGGCUCCAAGACUUGGGGUUUGCUGGUGAAGCUCCCCUCCGCCCUCCUUUCUCACACCAACCCCUCCCCACCCUCCCCGAGCCCCCCUCUUCUCCAGUCCGUGGAAAAUGGUGUCCAAGCUCACGUCUCUCCAGCAAGAACUCCUGAGCGCUCUGCUGAGCUCCGGGGUCACCAAGGAAGUGUUGGCCCAGGCUCUAGAGGAGCUGCUGCCAGCCCCGACUUUCGGGGUGAAGCUGGAGACUUUGCCGCUGUCCCCGGGGAGCGGCGCUGAGCCUGAUACCAAGCCGGUAUUUCAUACCCUUACCAAUGGACAUGCUAAGAGUCGCCUGUCAGGGGACGAGGGGUCAGAGGACGGAGACGACUAUGAUACCCCUCCCAUUCUCAAGGAGUUACAGGCCCUCAACACCGAGGAGGCUGUGGAGCAGAGGGCCGAAGUGGACCGCAUGCUCAGUGAGGACCCCUGGAGGGCAGCCAAAAUGAUCAAGGGAUAUAUGCAGCAGCACAACAUCCCCCAGAGGGAGGUGGUGGAUGUUACAGGCCUGAACCAGUCUCACCUCUCACAGCAUCUCAACAAGGGCACCCCGAUGAAGACCCAGAAGCGUGCAGCACUGUACACCUGGUAUGUCCGGAAGCAGAGAGAGAUCUUGAGACAAUUCAACCAGACAGUCCAAAGUUCUGGAAAUAUGACAGACAAAAGCAGUCAGGAUCAGCUGCUGUUUCUCUUUCCAGAGUUCAGCCAGCAGAGCCAGGGGGCUGGGCAGCCGGAUGAUGCUUGCUCUGAGCCUGCCAACAAAAAGAUGCGCCGAAACCGCUUCAAAUGGGGGCCCGCAUCCCAGCAAAUCUUGUACCAGGCCUAUGACCGACAAAAGAACCCCAGCAAGGAGGAGAGAGAAGCCCUAGUGGAAGAGUGCAACAGGGCAGAAUGUUUGCAACGAGGAGUCUCCCCAUCUAAAGCUCAUGGCCUCGGUUCCAACCUGGUUACUGAGGUCCGUGUCUACAAUUGGUUUGCCAAUCGCAGAAAGGAGGAGGCUUUCCGCCAGAAACUGGCCAUGGAUGCCUACAGCACAAACCAGCCUCAUGGCUUGAACCCAAUGCUCUCCCAUGGUUCCCCCCACCACACGCAACCAAGUGCCUCUCCUCCAAGUAAGCUUUCAGGAGUGAGAUACAGCCAACCAGGAAAUAAUGAGGUCACUUCCUCCUCCACUAUCAACCAUCAUGGCAACAGCGCCAUGGUGACCAGCCAGUCGGUUCUCCAGCAGGUUUCUCCAGCAGGCCUGGACCCCGGCCACAGUCUCCUCUCACCUGAUGGUAAAUUGAUCUCCGUCUCAGGAGGGGGCUUGCCCCCAGUCAGCACCCUGACGAACAUCCACAGCCUUUCCCACCACAACCCCCAGCAAUCUCAAAACCUCAUCAUGGCACCUCUCUCAGGAGUCAUGGCCAUUGCACAAAGCCUCAACACGUCCCAAGGCCAGAGUGUCCCUGUCAUCAACAGUGUGGCGGGCAGCUUGGCCGCCCUGCAGCCCGCCCAGUUCCCCCCACAGCUGCACAGCCCUCAUCAGCAGUCGCUCCUACAGCAGCCCCCUGGAAACCCCAUGGCCCAACAGCCUUUCAUGGCGGCAGUAACUCAGCUCCAGAACUCCCACAUGUACGCGCACAAGCAGGAACCCCCCCAGUAUUCCCACACCUCCCGGUUUCCGUCUGCCAUGGUGGUCACAGACACCAGUAGUAUUAGUACACUCACCAACAUGUCUUCCAGUAAACAGGUAAUUCUGUGUCCUCUGCAAGCCUGGUGAUGCUCAGACUUCACAUUUUCUGUGCAUAUCAACAAGGACCUUAUUUCCACACUAUCACCCAGCUAACCAUGGCAUCAGGGCAGUUGUUAUCGAGAAGCACAGGAAGCUGAUGGGCAAUGUCUCUUCCAUGUCUCUCGGACCGAUUUCACUCUCUUCCUCCUUCCAGGGCUUGGCCUGUGACUCAGCCACCCGAUCCCAUUGAUGUGGAGGAUUUGGGGGAGAGCACAGGGGUGGGGGCUCUGACCAGAGACUAUCUCGUGCCAGCAGCUGGGAUUUCCCUGCAGUAUUGAGUUCAUGCAUCACAAAGAUGCUAAGUAUUCACAUGCCUUCUAGCAAUGAGGAAAGAGGAAUAAGGCAGGAAAAACUGCUUGCUCAGAGCCACAGAAGAGGAAGAUGAAUUUCUCCGUUGCCUUUUAAGUUAUGGUCCUUCAUUGAACAAACUGAUGGAAAAACAAAAACAAAAACUUGAAUCUGUUACUGAAGUUUCAAGAUGAGGAAACAUGUGCUGUUGAACUGAGCCAAAAAGAGUGUAAAUAUCGGCAGACUCCCUCUCCCCAUUGCACCCCCAAAUGAUUCCGAGAUUUCUUUUAAAGAAGUAAAUGUGUCCAAUGGUUGUAAACUAUAAACCACUGUAAUCAAGUGCAAUUCCCUUAGAGCUCCCCCUACCCAUACACCUUUCUCUGUACAUAAUACUAGAUGGUAUUUUAAUUUUUUGUUGUUGUUGUUAAGGUCAGAACCAAGGUUUAAAAAAAAAAUCACUCCCAUCAGAAAAUAGCCCAAACCUGGAUUUAGGGAUGCCAAGACAUUCUAGAGAACUUUCCCUCUUCCCUCCCUUUGAUCCCCCAGAGCUAAGACACCUAUUGGUGAUUGAAUGAUUCUUUGUAUGGCUGCAGGUGACAAGUCACCUGAUUGGAAGUCACAUAUCCAGGUCCCAGGGAGGGCUGGGCCUAGGGUCAGAGUACAAAACGCAGCUCCUGGCAGGGAUUGGGGAUUUGGGCCAGGAACCUCAAGAAACAGAAGGGUGGAGAGGAACUGGAUGUUGGAUCUCAAAAGCAAAAGCUGACCUUUCAAAGUCUCCCAUUAAAACAUUUUAUCUUAAUGA
Antechinus flavipes (yellow-footed antechinus) is the source of this 2948-nucleotide messenger RNA. RefSeq names its product HNF1 homeobox B (gene HNF1B). The record is from RefSeq and is a predicted model, not a curated record. Gene Ontology annotation, molecular function: DNA-binding transcription factor activity, RNA polymerase II-specific; RNA polymerase II cis-regulatory region sequence-specific DNA binding. Bases 161 to 1846 code for a protein of 561 amino acids. The transcript is spliced from 9 exons. Lineage: Eukaryota; Metazoa; Chordata; Mammalia; Dasyuromorphia; Dasyuridae. Gene Ontology annotation, biological process: liver development; positive regulation of DNA-templated transcription; pancreas development. Gene Ontology annotation, cellular component: nucleus.